UGGGAAGGUUCUGUCCAAGAGCCUUAUCCAGACCCACAUAAUCAACGGGAGGACUGAUAGGCUAAUGGAGUUGACUUUGACAGACCCGGAGGGUAACAGAUUGGGCGCCGUAUUGUGGAACAAGUACAUAAACCAGUAUCUGGAUUAUGUUAAUGCUAAUGAAGGAGUGCCUGUCUUCGUGAUAUUUCAACUAUGUAGGCCAAAAAGAUACCAAGGGAUCUUGACAGUGAAUUCGUCUUUUGAUGUAUCAAAGCUCAUAAUCAACGGGAACACUACUGAGUUUUUAGAGUUCCAAAGCGAGUUUCCAGCAGAUGGUGAUGACACCACGACUCAAACCUGCAACACGCAAUGCUCACAUGCGGAAGGGAGGGAUGAUAUACUCGGUGGAAAUGCUGUCAUUACCACCAUGGAGGAUUUGAUGAAGGCAACUGAGGUGUGUCCUGAAGCUAGAGUCAUAGAUUUCGCAUUUUGAAUAAAUAUAUAUUCACUGCUAAUAAGAAAAUUAUACUUGGAUAGGAGAAUGUUUAUUGGGUACUUGCUGAGAUAGUUUCUAUAGAAAACUAUCGA
This is a messenger RNA of Cuscuta europaea, 567 nucleotides long. NCBI's taxonomy places the organism in Eukaryota, Viridiplantae, Streptophyta, Magnoliopsida, Solanales, Convolvulaceae. The record is from the annotation of a GenBank genome assembly.